Molecule: messenger RNA, 2210 nt
Organism: Setaria italica (foxtail millet)
Lineage: Eukaryota; Viridiplantae; Streptophyta; Magnoliopsida; Poales; Poaceae
Product: peptide-N4-(N-acetyl-beta-glucosaminyl)asparagine amidase A
Exons: 1
Coding region: 73-1893 (606 amino acids)
Cellular component (GO): vacuole
Source: RefSeq, a predicted model, not a curated record
UCCCGGCACCCAGUUUACUUGUCCACUUCCCCCUUCCGUCCAACCGCCCCCCUCGUGCUCACCGCUCCAACCAUGGCGCCAUCCGCCGCCAUCUCGAGCAUCCUCCUCCUCCUCGCGCUCCUCCACCCCGCCGCGGCGACCGCGCGGCACAGGCACCGCCUCGGCGCGUCCCUGCUCGCCGCCUCGCUCAACGCGUCGGAGCCGCCGACCACCUUCUUCGAGGUGGACCGCCCGAUCCGCCCGCCGCGCGGCAGCGCGGGGCCCUGCUCCACGCUACUCCUCUCCGGCACCUUCGGCGCCACCUACGGCCGGCCCCCCGCCACCGCCGCCUACGCGCCGCCGGCCUGCCUCGCCGCGGCGCGGGCCGCCUCCGCCGGCGGCGGGGGCCUCGCGCUCGCCGUGCUCGAGUGGACCGCCGUCUGCCGCGGCCGCCAGUUCGAUCGCAUCUUCGGCGUCUGGCUCUCCGGCGCCGAGCUGCUCCGCAGCUGCACCGCCGAGCCGCGGCCCAACGGGAUCCUCUGGUCCGUGUCCCGCGACGUCACCAGGUACGCCGCCCUCCUCGCGGAGCCCGGCGAGGUCGCGGUGUACCUCGGGAACCUCGUCGACAAGACGUACACUGGCGUCUACCACGCCAACCUCACGCUCCACCUCUACUUCCACGCCGCACCACCGCCGCAACCGCAGCAGCAGCAGAUGGCCGAUCUGAUUGUGCCCAUCUCAAGGAACCUGCCUUUGAACGACGGGCAGUGGUUCGCCAUCCAGAAUGCCACCGAUGUGCAGUCCAAGAAGCUCGCCAUUCCGUCGAACACCUACCGGGCGGUCCUUGAGGUGUUCGUUUCCUUCCACUCCAACGACGAGUUCUGGUACACCAAUCCGCCCAAUGAUUACAUUCAGGCGAAUAACUUGUCCAACGUCCCUGGCAAUGGUGCAUUCCGGGAAGUCGUAGCUAGGGUGGAUGGUGAAGUUGUCGGCGCUGUUUGGCCAUUCACUGUGAUUUACACCGGUGGCGUCAACCCACUUCUAUGGCGGCCAAUCACUGGGAUCGGCUCAUUCAAUCUCCCAACAUAUGACAUUGACAUCACACCAUUUUUGGGCAAACUCCUGGACGGCAAGGAGCAUGAUUUUGGUUUUGGGGUGACAAAUGCUCUUGAUGUGUGGUACAUUGAUGCCAAUUUGCAUCUAUGGUUGGAUCACAAUAGCGAGAAGACAACAGGGAGCUUGCUCAGCUAUGAUGCUGCUGGGUUGGACCUUAAUGUGAACUCUGAAUUCAAUGGGUUAGAUGGACAAUUUGUGACAAGCGCAAGUCGGCACGUCUCUGCUACUGGAUGGGUGAAAUCGUCAUACGGGGAGGUCACCACAACCUUCUACCAGAGAUUCAGAUAUGAAAACAGCAAUGUGUUUAGAAAGAAUGGCACUGUGCAAAUCGUGAACCAAACGAUCGAUGCAAAGUCCGGCAUUUUUGCCAAGGAUGCUACUACUGUGCUGCUAUCUGAGGAACUUCAUAAGAUUUUCCCACUGUAUCUUUAUACUGGAACCACAGAUAAAGUGGGCGAUGAGUACUCGUUGGAUUCACUUGUCAAAUUGGGCAUCAAUGAGAAGAAGACCUCUGGUGGGAAGAUGGGCUUCUUGUACAGCUCUCUGCAGAAUGCACAGUCGGCACGCGGCAUUAUGAGGGUGAAGAAGAAUUUAGUGGUCAGUGGAUUGGGGAAGACCCAUCAGGUGUAUAAGUAUGUGGGAACUGAUGGAUGCUAUUUCAGGGACGUGAGCAGCAGGAACUACACUGUACUUUUCGAUCGCUCUGGCGAUUCUUGCUCAAAAGGGGCAUAUAGCAGGGCCAGCACGAAGUUGAACAAUCAGUCAGCAAGAAGAAAGUUGCUGGUGAACAAACUGUAAAGCAAGGGAAAGAUCUAAAUUCGUCCAUGUUCCAGUUUACUUUGCUUCUCCAAUAAAGAUUGCUUAGAUAGCUCAUGCUUCAGAAAGUAGGUAAGAAACUUGGAAACGUCUUUAUAAACACUCAACUUCAGAUCCAGUGAGAUGCUAUUGUCACCAAUUGCAUCAUCAUGCUGUAUUAGUUAGCUGCACAUAAUGUGAUUGGUGCACAACAGAACGAAGGAUGAUUCAUACCAUUAUACUGGUAAUUGCUAAGUGCUAGUAGCAAUCAAGAUUCUGACACAAUCACAUUAUAAUCUACACCAACAUUGUUUUCAGCA